Molecule: messenger RNA, 4257 nt
Organism: Scheffersomyces amazonensis
Lineage: Eukaryota; Fungi; Ascomycota; Pichiomycetes; Serinales; Debaryomycetaceae
Product: ABC-2 type transporter-domain-containing protein
Exons: 2
Coding region: 1-4257 (1418 amino acids)
Biological process (GO): transmembrane transport
Cellular component (GO): membrane
Molecular function (GO): ATP binding; ABC-type transporter activity; ATP hydrolysis activity
Source: RefSeq, a predicted model, not a curated record
AUGAGCGUAGAUGGGGACGAACAUCUUGUGAGUGACUUUAGAGGAAGGUUUAAUGAUCGAAAUGGUGAUUCUUUUGGUGAAGAAGAGGACAGAAAUUUAAGAUUAAUUAAAACUGUUACCAAUAAUGAAACUGGUGUGUUGGAUAGAUUAGAAUCUUUAUCUCGUCAAUUGUCUACUCAUACGACUAGAGAUGGAGAUUUUAGAAUUGAUCCUAAUGAUUUUGAUUUAUAUAAGAUAUUAGAAACUUGUAUAAAAUUAUUUGAAAAGGAAGGUAUUAAAUUGCGACAAUCAGGAAUUACUUUUGAAGAUUUAUCUAUGAAUGGUAUUGACAUGUCAUUUGAUAUUGUUUCAACCAUCGCUGAUAUCUUUAAAGGUCCCUUUAGAUUAGUACAAAAAAUCUUUACAAAUCAUAAAACUUCAACUCAUAAAAUUAUUCAAAAUAUUAAUGGGUUAGCUAAAAGUGGUGAAAUGGUUUUGGUAUUAGGUAGACCUGGAUCUGGAUGUUCUACUUUUUUAAAAUCUUUAAGUGGUAUUGAUUUUGAUUUAUAUACUGGAAUUGAAGGAGAUAUAAGAUAUGAUGGUAUUUCUCAAAAGGAUAUGUUGAAGCAUUUCCGAUCCGAUAUUAUUUAUAAUCCGGAAUUAGAUGUUCAUUUCCCUCAUCUAUCAGUAGAGCAAACGUUAAAAUUUGCUAUUGCAUGUAAGACUCCCAAUGUUAGAAUUAAAGGCGCUACAAGAAAUGAUUUCAUUAAUACCUUAAUGGAAAUUUUAGGAACUGUGUUUGGGUUAAGACAUACUUAUAAAACCAAAGUUGGUAAUGAUUUCAUUAGAGGCAUUUCUGGUGGUGAACGUAAAAGAGUUUCUAUUGCUGAAGCUUUAGCUUGUAGAGGUUCAAUUUAUUGUUGGGAUAAUGCUACUAGAGGGUUAGAUGCUUCUACUGCUUUAGAAUAUACUAGAGCUAUUAGGACUUCUACUAAUCUCUUAAAUACAACUGCCUUUGUAACCAUUUACCAGGCUGGUGAAAGGAUUUAUGAAACAUUUGAUAAAGUCACUGUACUUUAUAAAGGUAGACAAAUCUAUUUUGGACCGGUAUUGGAAGCUAAAGCUUACUUCGAGAGAUUGGGAUUUGAAAGUUUAUCAAGACAAUCUACUGCUGAAUUCUUAACUGCAGUUACUGAUCCUAAUGGUAGAUUCCCUAGAAAGGGCUGGGAACAUAAAGUCCCUCAAACUGCUGAAGAGUUUGAGGAUUGCUGGUUAAACUCCAAAGAAUUCGAAACUUUAAAGCAAGAAAUAGCUGAAUAUAACGAGAUUAUCGAUGCUGACAAUACCCACAAGAUAUUCUAUGAAUCGAUUAAACAAGAGAAGAUGAAGUAUAGUCGUAUCGAUUCAAGAUACACUGUUAAUUAUUACCAGCAAUUGAAUUUAACUACGAGAAGAGCCUUUCAAAGAAUUUGGAAUGAUAAGGCUUACACUGGUUCUAUGUUAUUUGCUGGAAUGGCCCAAGGUUUAAUUGCCGGAUCUCUUUAUUACAAUACUCCACCAACAGUUAGUGGAGCCUUUUCAAGAGGUGGUUCUAUAUUCUUUUCAGUACUUACUGUGUCAUUAAUGUCCUUGGCAGAAAUUUCAGCUGCAUUUGCUUCCAGACCUAUUUUAAUGAAACAUAAGAACUAUUCAUUGUAUCAUCCAUCAGCUGAAGCCAUUGGUAAUUAUGCUACUUCAAUUCCCUUCAAUCUUUUGUUAUCUAUUAUGUUCGUAUUGCCCCUUUAUUUCCUUACUCAUCUUAAGAUGGAAGCAGGAUCAUUCUUCACCACCUUGUUAUUUGUUUAUUUAACAUCAAUAACUAUGACAGGACUUUUCCAAGCCGUUGCUUCAUUAAAUAAAACAGUUGCUGGUGCAAAUGCAUUUGCAGGAACUUUAGUAUUGUCAGUUUUAAUGUAUUCUUCAUUCAUGAUUCAAAGACCUUCCAUGCAUGAUUACUUCAAAUGGAUCUCCUAUAUCAAUCCUCUCUUAUAUUCAUUUGAAGCUAUCAUCUCUACUGAAUUCCAUGGAAGAAAGAUGGAAUGUGAUGGUAUGUAUUUAACCCCUGGUGGUCCAGGCUAUGAGAACUUAGCUAAUGGUACUCAAGUUUGUGCUUUCAAAGGUUCUGUCUUGGGACAAACAUGGGUUCUGGGAGAUGAAUAUUUGAAGGUUGCCUUCACUUAUUCAUUCUCUCAUGUAUGGAGAAAUCUUGGUAUAAUGAUUGCAUUUUUAUUAUUCUUUCUUUUUGUUAAUGCUUGUGGGUCUGAAUUCAUUAAGCCAAUCAUUGGUGGAGGUGAUCGUUUAUUAUAUUUAAGAGGUAAAGUACCUCAAAAUUUAGUUGGUGAUAUUGAAAGUAAGGGUAAUACCCUUAAUGAAGAACAAAAGAAUAAUUUUGCAGCCGAUGAUGAUCUCAAAUCUAAAGAUACAUUUGUAUGGAAGGAUGUAACUUAUGUUAUACCAUAUGAUGGACUGGAACGGACUUUAUUGGAGAAUGUUUCUGGAUAUACUGAAGCAGGAACCAUUAUUGCCCUUAUGGGUGAAUCAGGGGCUGGUAAGACUACAUUAUUAAACACAUUAGCCCAACGUAUAGAUAUGGGGGUGGUUACUGGAGAUAUGCUUGUAAAUGGGAAACCACUUGAUAAAUCUUUCAGUCGUCGAACUGGAUAUGUUCAGCAACAAGAUAUUCAUGUGUCUCAGUCUACAGUAAGAGAGUCUUUACAAUUUGCAGCUCGACUCAGACGAUCCACAUCAGUACCAGAUUCUGAAAAGUUGGCAUAUGUUGAAAAGAUAAUAGGAGUCUUGAAUAUGGAAGAGUAUGCUGAUGCAGUUGUAGGGGAGAGUGGAUCUGGAUUGAAUGUGGAACAAAGAAAGAAGUUAUCUAUUGGUGUUGAACUUGUAGCCAAACCAUCUUUGCUUAUGUUCCUUGAUGAACCCACUUCUGGUUUAGAUUCUCAAUCAGCCUGGUCCAUUGUUCAAUUAUUAAGAAAUCUUGCUGAUGCUGGUCAAUCGAUUGUGUGUACCAUUCAUCAACCUUCAGCUACUCUAUUCGAACAAUUUGAUAAAUUAUUACUUUUACGAAAGGGAGGUCAAACCGUUUAUUAUGGUGAUAUUGGUAGCCAUCUGGCUACUGUGUUAGACUACUUUGAAAGAAAUGGAGCUAGAAAAUGUGGAGAUGAUGAGAACCCUGCUGAAUAUGUAUUAGAAGCCAUUGGUGCUGGAGCCACUGCCACUACCGAUUAUGAUUGGUUUGAUAUUUGGAAUAGAUCACUAGAGAAGUUGGCUUGUGAUAAAAGACUAGAUGAAAUAGCCGUUGAAUCUGCCCAUAAGUCAGAAUCAGAGUCAUCUAAUGAAGUUAAACAAUUAAUCUCCAAGUAUGCUACUCCGUACUCAUAUCAAUUUUACCAUGUGUUAAAGAGAACCCAUGUAAUCUUUUGGAGAGAUCCACAAUACUUUGCAGCUAAACUAAUGUUAGUGAUCAUGAGUGGACUCUUUAUUGGAUUCACAUUCUUUGGACUUAAACAUACAUUGACAGGAGCUCAGAAUGGGAUGUUUGCCAGUUUCUUGUCAGUGGUUGUAUCUCUUCCAAUAAUCAAUCAGGUUCAAGAAAAGGCCAUUAAAGGCCGGGAAUUGUACGAAGGAAGAGAAAAGCUCUCCAAAACUUAUACUUGGUCACUCAUGAUCUUGACACAAACCAUUCUAGAGAUUCCUUACUUGAUUUUUGGAGCCACCAUGAUGUUUGUCUCAUUAUACUUCCCCACUCAAGCUAAUACUUCUGGACCCCAUGCUGGAAUGUUUUACUUAACUCAGGGAGUAUUUCUUCAAACGUUUAUAGUAUCCUUUGGAUUAUUAGUGCUCUAUAUUGCUCCAGAUUUACAAACUGCUGCCAUCAUUGUUUCCUUCUUAUACACUUUCAUAGUGGCUUUCUCUGGGGUAGUCCAACCCGUCAAACUUAUGCCAGGAUUCUGGACAUUCAUGCAUAAGAUCAGUCCUUACACAUACUUUAUUCAGAAUCUUGUGGCAUCCUUCUUACACGGAAGAAAGAUCACCUGUUCCGAGGUGGAAUUGGCAUUCUUUAAUCCUCCAUCUGGUCAGACCUGUGGGGAAUAUAUGUCCAAGUUUCUUGAAACCAGAACAGGUUAUUUGACUGAUCCUGAAGCUACUACUCAAUGUGGUUAUUGUCAGUUUUCAAAUGCCGAUGAGUACUUGUUGACUAUUGGAGCUAAAGCAGGAGUGGUUAAAUAA